UCUGAGCUCUCUGAUUGGUGGACGAAGCCCUGUCAGAGUGACUCGCGACUUGGAAACCGGUAGAGGAGGUCGUUGCGGCCGCUACUGCUGCCGCUAUGCAGAGAGAGGAGAAGCAGCUUGAGGCAUCAUUAGAUGCACUGCUGAGUCAAGUAGCCGAUCUAAAGAACUCACUGGGGAGUUUCAUUUACAAGCUGGAGAACGAGUAUGACCGGCUGACCUGGCCCUCUGUCCUGGACAGCUUUGCCUUGCUGUCUGGACAGUUGAACACUCUGAACAAGGUCUUGAAGCAUGAAAAGACACCACUGUUCCGUAACCAGGUCAUCAUUCCACUGGUGUUGUCCCCAGACCGUGAUGAAGAUCUCAUGCGGCAGACUGAAGGACGAGUGCCUGUUUUCAGCCAUGAGGUGGUCCCCGACCAUCUGAGAACCAAGCCUGACCCUGAGGUUGAAGAGCAAGAGAAGCAACUGACAACAGAUGCUGCCCGCAUUGGUGCUGAUGCAGCUCAGAAGCAGAUCCAGAGCUUGAAUAAAAUGUGCUCAAACCUUCUAGAGAAAAUCAGCAAAGAGGAACGAGAAUCAGAGAGUGGAGGUCUCCGGCCGAACAAGCAGACCUUUAACCCUGCAGACACCAAUGCUUUGGUGGCAGCUGUUGCCUUUGGGAAAGGGCUAUCUAAUUGGAGACCUUCAGGCAGCAGUGGACCUGGCCAGGCAGGCCAGCCAGGAACUGGGACAAUCCUUGCAGGAGCCUCAGGAUUACAGCAGGUGCAGAUGACAGGAGCUCCAAGCCAGCAGCAGUCAAUGCUCAGUGGGGUACAAAUGGCCCAAGCAGGUCAACCAGGGAAAAUGCCGAGUGGAAUAAAAACCAACAUCAAGUCAGCUUCAAUGCAUCCCUACCAGCGGUGAGUGUGGCCGGCGCCCUCCACUCCCAGGUGCUCUUUGCAGAGUCGGGCAGUGAAAUUGCCUUUUGCCCAAAGCUGACCUAGAUGGGUACAAUAAAAAACAUGGGCUUUCAGCCACAGACAAAUCCCAGCUCACCACUGACGAGCUGUGUGACCUUGGGCAAGUGACCUAAUCUUUCUGAGCCUGUUUUCUUAUUUGUAAAUGAUGAUGACACCUAUACCUCCUAAGGUUUUUGUGAGGAUUGAAAUAAGAAAAUGAAUGUAAAACACUUAGCACAGUAUAUGAAAUAAUGGGUAUUCAAUAAAUGAUAGUUUCUACA
Messenger RNA from Rhinolophus ferrumequinum (greater horseshoe bat), 1218 nucleotides. RefSeq names its product mediator complex subunit 8 (gene MED8). Gene Ontology annotation, molecular function: transcription coregulator activity; RNA polymerase II cis-regulatory region sequence-specific DNA binding. Gene Ontology annotation, biological process: regulation of transcription by RNA polymerase II. Gene Ontology annotation, cellular component: core mediator complex; mediator complex. The transcript is spliced from 7 exons. Lineage: Eukaryota; Metazoa; Chordata; Mammalia; Chiroptera; Rhinolophidae. The record is from RefSeq and is a predicted model, not a curated record. The coding region runs from base 96 to 902 and encodes 268 amino acids.